Messenger RNA from Mytilus californianus (California mussel), 1555 nucleotides. RefSeq lists its product as uncharacterized. The record is from RefSeq and is a predicted model, not a curated record. Bases 450 to 1187 code for a protein of 245 amino acids. The transcript has 9 exons. NCBI's taxonomy places the organism in Eukaryota, Metazoa, Mollusca, Bivalvia, Mytilida, Mytilidae.
CUCAACUUGUAUUUUCCUUUCAGACAUGCAGUGAAAAAGUAUUAUUUAAAACCAGACAAUGUUGUGGUUGGUUUCUAGCAAUAGUUUUGCUGCAAAUAUUGCUUGAGAUUGUAGGACUCAUAUUUACAAACAAAGAAUAUUCACAGAUCAGAUCAUCGGAUAUAAUCAAUAAUAGAAUCCCAGGAGACUCACAUAAUGUACUUCAUGCAAAGACAAUAAUUUUAAGAACAGUAUUUCGAGGGAUAAAGUCUUUCUUCAUUAGUAACUGGAAAAGAUCGAAAUCGUCAGUACUGCAUUUCAUCUUCCUUGGGAUUUUGGCGGUGUGCAAUAUCGGAGCACUCGGAUUAGCAAUUAAUGUUCGAUACGAUUCUGUGUUUGGAAACUCAGAUAUAGAGGCAUUGCUGUCGAAGUUCAGAAUAGCAGACCACACCUUUACCAGAGCACUCAACAUGUUUUCUAUCGUUGUUGUAACUUUUUCCACCACAUCAAUUGCUGUUAUAAUAUUUACAGUUUUUUCCAUUGAUUCACUGAAAUGGAAAAGAAUGUUACUGCUUAUUAGUGUAGGUUUAUGGAGUAUGAUUGCAGUGGCAAACAUAGUGAAGAUAGGUUUGUGGGGAAAGUUUAUAGCAAGCGCAGACAAAGAAUUAGAAGAUCUAAUCAGUACUGAAUUAAUGAACAACACGUACACUUAUCAAAAUUCACAAGGAUCCGGCUACUUCAACAGGGAAACGUCGCUUUCUUGGAAUACGUUAUUUAUAAAAGCUGAAUGCUGUGGCGUUGGAAGUAACAUAACACAUUCAUUCACUGCAUCAUAUUGGUAUGUUAACCGUCGUGAUUCGACCUCCCAGCGUAUUCCAGUACAGUGUUGUAAAUCUCAGACAGAAGUGUAUCCAUAUGCGUAUCAAUACGACACGGACUGUACAGCUAAUCUAGUAAUUGGUUAUUACCAUAGUCAGGGAUGUGAUAAAGUAAUAGUAAACAGAUUGGAUUUAUACAGUCUUCUAUUCUUUGUACUUAUGGGAAUCAACGUUUUUGCUGAGAUUGGUAUGAUAGCUACUACUAUAUACAAUGCAGUCAGUUUAACCACGGGAGAGAAUGAGAUACGUGUACGAUAUAAAUCGGAUGAAGACAAUGUUGAAUUAAAUGAAAUUACGAGAAACACAUCUCGGAAGUCUGUACAAAGAUGAUAGAUGCAGAUGUUAUUUGAGAUCGACGAGAAUUACACACUGCAGAAAAUUAACUAAUUGACAAUGAUUAAUACAACAUACAAUUGUUGACUGACAUUAACGAUGCAAAAGUGACUAUUAUAAAUGCUGAAGCAUGAAAGCUUAACAAUUAUAUAAUCGAACGGAGAAACAAAACACUGAUUUAGUUGCUGACAAUUUUGUAUUCAUGCUGUUUUUUUUUAUUUUUUGACGUUUCAUUGCUGUGAAAUUGUGGGAAGUCGAUAUUUCAUUUAUAUGUGUAUCACUCGUAAUGUAUUUUUGUAAUUUUUAUGUAAAGUGUGGUUAAUGCAGUGCUAGAAUAUUAACAAAGUCAUUAUUGUAUCAAUAAA